UCCAAACCAAGCUUCCGACGUUUCUCCUCCCCUUGCCAACCAUCUCACAUCGAGACACCAGAGCGGGCCUCAUUAUGGUGUCGGAAGACGAUGGCACCUCUCCCCGCAAGAAGCGGAAGAUCACUCCGCCUAAAGCUGCACCUUAUAUGCUACGACCUCUUUUCAACCAAGUACCUCUAACGGCUGACGAUCCUAAUGAUGAUAUCCAUAUAACCUGUGUCGAAUAUUGGAAUGACAAUCUUUAUAUCGGAACCUCUGCUGCUGAAAUCUUACAUUUUGUCUGCCUCCCGCCUGAUCCAUCGGACAACUCCAACGAGCCGUCUUUCAUCUUAGCCUCGAGGCUGCCCGUUCAGUUCUCCAGGAGUACCUCAGCAACACAAAGGCAACUGGGAGUUCAACAAAUUGUUCUUCUUCCGUCUGUGAACAAAGCCUGUAUUCUCUGCAAUGGAACGGCUACCUUCUACUUACUACCGGAGCUCAGUCCGGCAUUCCGCGAGAACACGAAGGUUAACAACUGCUGCUGGAUUGGGGGUCUUGACCAGAAUGCGUCUAUGGAUGAGCCGGAGAGGCCGGUUGUUAUGAUCGCAACUCAGAACAAAAUGAUGCUCGUGCGGAUCGGUGACGAUGCUCGACUAGUGAGAAACAUUGAGUUUCCGGGAUGUUUAACAGCAUCACGGAGGGGCAUAAUCGCUUGUGCUGCAGAUGCGCACGCGUAUUCGCUACUAGACGUGGAACAUCGGCAAAAGAUACCUUUAUUUCCAACGUCCUUUUUCGACGAAGCGUUAGGAUCUGGUCAAGUGGAGGAUAUGCCUCCCGCUUCAUUGUCUCCCAGCCCCCCUCCUGCAGAGGGUCAGACGCAUAGCAGAAGCGCCAGUUUGAAUACACUUACGGGAAUGCUUCAGCCCAAUGCGCGAUCAGCUUCACAGGAUCGUUCGAGCUCUGUAACGCCUGAGCUCUCCCCCACUUCCGGAACACCCACUCGUUCACUCUCAAAAGAACGAGGUGGAAGCAUUUCACCUAGAGUGUCAUCAGACCACCCAUCGCCUGAUUCGCAGACUAAUCCUCGUGAAGACCCAAAACCGCUUCCACCAUUGCCCAAGCAACCCUCGACCCAAUUGAAACCGCAUGUUCUUUCCCCGACUCCAUCUGAAUUCUUACUGGUCAGAGGCACUGAUGGAGCAGAGCCAGGAGUUGGGAUGUUUGUCAACGUCGAUGGUGAUGUAGUCCGCGGCACAAUCACCUUUCAUAAAUAUCCAGAGUCAAUUGUCAUUGACAAAGGGAACGAACAUAACCUUAUUGGGGCGCCUAACAACACCCGUGAGGAUCACAUUCUUGCAGUUAUAGAGGCAGAAGAUCAAGACGGAAAACCACGCAAGUUUCUGGAGGUACAGCUCUGGGAUGUCGAUCCGGGGGAAGCGGAGAAUCACAAAAGCCGGGUAGAGGUACCUUCUGUUGACGAUACGCAGUCAUCUCACGUUGGACUCCUCCAUACGCUCACCCCCAGCCAACUCGAAAUUAGCGAGAUGAGGGGCUUGCUGCAGAUGGUUCGCUUGAGAACCCUGUCACUCUCACCACACGUGCCCGCAACCGACCCAAGAACACAGGCAUCAAUAGAGCAGCUGCAGAAAGAAAAAGAAUUGUUUGAGUCUCAGGAAGCAACUGACACCGAAGGAUCGAAGAAAGACACGCCUGGCUGGGAAGCUGAGCGAAACGCUGACGAAGCCAAGUUCGCCCGUGAAUUGGGCAAAACCCAAAGCAGCCUGGUCUUGUGGAGGGGUAAUCAGAUAUGGCGGGUUGUGAAAAAUCCCUUGACGACACAACUUAAUGAUGCGCUACAGAAUGCUCAAGAAUUACAAGAGAGCGGCCACAGUGUCUUGAAUCGGGAUGCCAUCAUGGACAUUAUUAAAAUGGUACAAGAGGCGGAGCCUAAGUCUGAGGCCGAGUUCCUGGGUCUCAACUACGUGAAGCAAAAGUCCAGUUUACUCCUAUUUGGUGAUCUGGUUUUCAUGGAUCUGACCGCUAGGGACGGAGCGACAAUUGAUGUCACAGAGAAAGCACUCGCUGCCGGAGAGCUAGACCCUAGAGUGGCUCUGUUACUGGUUCCUCUGUUGCGCCAAGAGGUUUUGCAGGGACCGCAGGGCAUCUGGGUUCAUGCGGGCCUGGCAGAAAUUGCCGAAGUGUACCUUAAGCGCUUGGAGAAUGUCAAAACUGCGAAGGAAUCUGACGUUUUUGAUAGUGGGAUCAUGAACAUGAUCAAGCGCUUCUUACUUGCAUGGCAGCAAAAACGAGGAUAUGGAAGCAUUGCGGAUGACACUUAUAUAUUUGAUAGCGUUGACGCAGCUCUUCUACACCUGCUACUAGAACAAGAUUCGAACACAGUCACGGAGCAGCGUCUGCCUUCAACCCGUACCGAAUUAAACAGGCUGGUUGAUAAUUGGAAGGGUAAUUUUGACCGGGCGGUGGCGCUUCUGGAGGAUUACAAGCGACUGUUUCUCCUCAGCCGUUUGUACCAAAGCCAGAAGAUGUCCCGGAAUGUCCUCAAGACGUGGCAGCGUAUUAUUGAAGGGGAGGAAGACUCCGGUGGUGAGGCCGCUGCCUCCGCGGUUGAGGCACAAAUGCGCAGGUAUUUGGUCAAAAUCAAAGAUGCACAGCUUGUUGAGGAGUAUGGUUCUUGGUUGGCCCAGCGAAACCCCAGUCUCGGUAUCCAAGUAUUUGCAGACAACACCAGCAGAGUCAAACUAGACCCCGCCGAUGUCGUCCGGGUGCUCAAGCAACGAGCACCAAAUGCGGUUCAAGAUUACCUCGAACACUUGGUAUUUUCAAAGAAUUAUACCCAAUAUGCAGAUGACCUUCUGUCGUAUUAUCUCGAUACCGUACUUUCUGUUCUUGAGACCUCUCCUGCCGCUCGGGAGUCCCUUUCAGAAUCGUACUCCACUUACCGUGCACUGCAGCCGCCGAAACCAACAUACAUGAAUUUCAUUACCGAAAAUACUCCCUCUGAACCUUGGUGGCAGUCGAGACUUCGGCUUCUCCAGCUGCUUGGUGGGGGCGGUAGUAGCCAAUUUUCGUCCGUCCCAACUCCUAAAUUAACAUAUUCCAUCCCGGCUGUUCUUGCACGAAUUGAGCCGUUUCAAAAUGAACUCGUAUCAGAGUCCAUCAUUCUCGAUGGACUUCAAGGUCGUCACCGCGAAGCUCUGCGCCUUCUUACACACGGCCUAGGCGACUACGACUCUGCAGUUCGAUACUGUCUAUUCGGGGGACCUCGGAGUACGAGCUCGACAAAGACCCCGGCCGAGUUUGCUGACCGAUCACAUCAGUGCGAGCUGUUCGGGUAUCUGCUUGACGAGUUCCUACACAUCCAAGAUCCUUCGGAAUGCAUAGAACGAACCAGUGACCUCUUGGCACGCUUUGGGUCGUGGUUCGAUGUGGGCGAGGUCCUCCAACUUAUUCCGGAUGACUGGAGUGUUGAUAUCCUGAGCGGGUUUCUUGCCCAUGUCUUCCGGGCUCUCAUAUCACAGUCUCGUGAAACCAGGAUCGAACGAACGCUCAGUGCCGGCUUAAACCUACAAGUUGGCACGGAGUAUAUCGAGGGAGUGGAGAAGGUCGGCGGCUGGGUGGAAGACGGAGACGGACUGCGACGCUUGAAAGAGGGUGAUAUCCGCCCGGCUAUACCCGUCGACGAUGGGGAUGAUUUUGGAGAUAUGGUUGAACCUCGUGGCGGCGAUUGAUGCCACGUUUCCAUUGAUAUACUGUACAUAACGACGUAAAUGACAACCAUACUAAUUCAUCUCGCAUCACAUAGUUCCUUCUACUAAAGAUGCCCACCUAAUCGAGGUCAGGAACAGGCAGCCCGUUCACAAUCUUCACCUUACGACCCAGGUUAUCCAACGCCACCUUGGAGUUCCGCUCGCGCAACGCGCUCGUCUCAGCAUCG
Aspergillus alliaceus is the source of this 3934-nucleotide messenger RNA. Its product is annotated as putative TGF beta receptor associated protein 1. Lineage: Eukaryota; Fungi; Ascomycota; Eurotiomycetes; Eurotiales; Aspergillaceae. The coding region runs from base 75 to 3728 and encodes 1217 amino acids. Gene Ontology annotation, biological process: vesicle-mediated transport; endosomal vesicle fusion; autophagy. Gene Ontology annotation, cellular component: fungal-type vacuole membrane; cytoplasm. The transcript is spliced from 3 exons. The record is from RefSeq and is a predicted model, not a curated record.